AGGGGCGUGCCUCUGCGCGUGUGCUUCAGGCUUUACAUACACUGUUGGGGGAGAGGAGGUAGAGAGAGAAGACGAAACUGCUAGAGAGAGAGAGAGAGAGAGAGGGAGAGCAAGGGGAGGAGCGGUCGGGCAGCCAUGGGGCACCACUGCUGCAGCAAGCAGAAGGUGAAGCGCGGCCUGUGGUCGCCGGAGGAGGACGAGAAGCUCGUCAAGUACAUCACCGCCCACGGCCACAGCUGCUGGAGCGCCGUCCCCAAGCACGCCGGGCUGCAGCGAUGCGGCAAGAGCUGCCGCCUCCGGUGGAUCAACUACCUCCGGCCAGACCUCAAGCGCGGCACCUUCUCCGACCACGAGGAGCGCACCAUCAUCGACGUCCACCGCAUCCUCGGCAACCGAUGGGCUCAGAUCGCCAAGCACCUGCCCGGGCGCACGGACAACGAGGUCAAGAACUUCUGGAACUCAUGCAUCAAGAAGAAGCUCAUCGCGCAGGGCCUCGACCCCAAGACCCACAACCUCCUGCCGGCCUCCAGGACACUCCUCCAGGGCGGCAACGGGGCAAACCCUAGCGGCAACAAUCCUGCCCAGUUCCACUCCAACGGCGGCGGCGCUGCUGUCGGCUCCGUCGCCACGACGCCGUUCACCAUCAGUUCACCGACCAAGGCCGCCGCCUACGACACCGUCACGGUCACGCCGCCGCCGGAGAUGGCGCCGGCAAUGUACGACGUCCCUAACCAUGACGGCAUGCUCAUGGGGCAUGACCAGGCAGCCGCCGCACCGAUUCCGGCAUACCCUUACCUGGACAACGGCGGCGGCGUGCUCAUGAGCUUCAGGGAUCAGAAUGCAGGUCUCCAGACAUCUAUGGACUUCAUGAACGGCUCCUCGUCCUCCUCCUCCAUGGAUCACGCCGCCGGCAUGCCUAACGGCAACGGCUUUAGCCAAGGCAUGGGCGCGGCGGCCUUCAUGGACGUGACGGCAGGAAUGUGGAACACCGCCGCCGUGGAUUCUGCCAUGUGUGCAGGGAUGGAAGUGGUCCAGCCGCAGCAGCAGCCGCUGCCGCCACCGCAAGGGUUGCUGCAGGGAGAGAUGGUCGUCGGCCGGCAAGCUGUGAUGAACGGUGGCGGUGCAGUUGCUGAUAAGGGCAUGGACAUGAUGGAUGUCUCUUCGGUGUACGGCGGCGCCGGUACAACGACCUUCGAUCUGGAGCUGAUGGAGUCGUGCGCGUUGUUUUGUGGCAGCGGCGUCGGCGGCGCCACCGGCAACGCCAUGGAGCAGCUGCAAUGGGACUGCUAAGCUCACUAUCGUCCUUACUCCUAAUUAGUUUGUUGUCUUCCAUGCUUCAAUCCAUGUCUUUAUUAUUUUUCCUUUUAAUUUUGAUGUUCGAUUUACUGGGUGUUCUUGGUUCAGAUCAUCCUUUUCAAGCAAGAAAUGCAUAUGCUGAGCUUAGUGACGAACUCAUCUAAUUCAGAUUUCAAUAAAGAUAUCUGAAAUUUUAUCUUGA
Molecule: messenger RNA, 1498 nt
Organism: Sorghum bicolor (sorghum)
Lineage: Eukaryota; Viridiplantae; Streptophyta; Magnoliopsida; Poales; Poaceae
Product: transcription factor RAX2
Exons: 3
Coding region: 136-1290 (384 amino acids)
Source: RefSeq, a predicted model, not a curated record